AAAAUUUCGUCUGUUUAAUGAAUUUCUCAGCGAAAUGAACGUGAAUAGAAAGUUAAACAAAAGAAGUGAAAUAAUUUACCUUCAUAAUCAUAACAACCGACAGCCAUUUCCCUUGGAUAAAUUAUGAAAAUGUAUCCUGCACGAGCUAAAGAAUAGUAUAAAAGCGUGUGAAUAAGAAAAAUUAUGAUAAUGAAAUAAUUUAUGUAUUUAUGUAUGUCGAGCUUUGUGACAAGGAGAGAAAAGAAAAUUUGGAAAAAGAAAUAAUUGGUUGAGCUCAUUUUUUAAACAAACGUGAGUGUUGAGGACCUCGUUGUGUGAACAGUUUUCGAGGAAGGCACCAGUAAACACUUAGUUUUGUUAGGCGACAAAGAUAUUCAUUCUACGACAAUUUGAAUAAACCAAAAAACAUAUUUCAGUUAAAUUUAUUAUGAUGAAUUGCUUUAUAUCAUAGGGAUGUGUUAAAAAAUGAAAUAACUACAAAAGCGGGGCUUCAAAUGUGUUGAGUGUGGUAUGCUUAUGAGCGGUUGUGAGAACAUAAUAAAAAAGCACAAACAAAAAAAAGGCAACAUCAAAUAUCAUGUGAAAAAUUUAUUGCCAUCAACUCCUCGCCUCAAAGUCGAGUGAAUGGAAUGGAAAAAUUCCAAUUAACUAAAAAGUGGGAAAUUACCAAAAAAUAGAUGAAAUUUUGAAUGAAGUAAACAACAACGACAAAGGAAAAAAAUUCCUUUCUUUACAAGAAAAUAUUGAGGAUGAAAAUGUUUAUCGAUUGGAAAAUUCAGAGUUUCCAUUGUAAUCCAGCGAUAAAAUAUCAAUGUAAUCAUCAUUAAAACACAACUUCUUUUCAAAGAAAAAGGAAACUAGAAGUGAAAGAAAGAAAAACCUGAAAAGCACUUUCAAAGCUUCCGAUGAAAAUGUGAUAAAAAAAGGAAAAUAGUGACAAUUUUCAACAUGUUUUGGCUAUGCAAAUAAUAGUAGACAUAAGCACAUCGAGAUAAUAAAAGUGUACUGUCAUGAAUGAACUCGGAUUAAAACCUGUUUUUUGGAUUUACACGUUCGUUUGCCUCUUCAACUUUUUAGAUUUAUCACUCGGCAGUUUUCGAAAUAGCAAGGAGAAAAUUCAUCGAGGAAAUCACAAUAAUCUUCACGACAUUACCACCACUAAUCCAUUUCAUUUUUAUACGAAUCCUAAGUGGUAUGAAUCAUAUUUUGAUCCCAUAAUCCCAAGAAAUGUCACAGCGUUAGUCGGGAAAUCAGCGUAUUUAAGUUGUAGAGUAAAAAAUUUAGGAAAUAAAACCGUAUCAUGGAUACGACAUCGAGAUUUACAUAUUUUAACCGUUGGAACAUAUACCUAUACGACUGACCAACGUUUCACAACGACACAUCAUAAAGAGACCGACGAAUGGACGUUGCAAAUCAAAUUUGCUCAAAAACGAGAUGCUGGUCUCUAUGACUGCCAAAUCUCAACUCAACCCAUCAAAAGCUAUUCAGUACGAUUAAAUCUGGUUGCGCCAACAGCAAGUAUUCUCGGUGGACCGGACUUUUACGUUCAGAAAGGAUCUACAAUCAACCUAACAUGCACGAUUCGGUUAGGUCCCGAUGAAUCGCCUGCUUUCAUUUUCUGGUAUCAUGAAGAUGAGGUGAUUAAUUAUGACUCGUUGCGUGGUGGCAUUUCAAUAGAGACUCGAAAAGGAGACAUUACAACAUCACAUCUUCUUAUUCAAAAUGCUGAUGAAACUAACUCUGGCAAAUAUAGCUGCUCACCAUCAAAUGCAAUCAUCGCCAGUAUACGUGUGCAUGUUCUUAACGGUGAACAUCCUGAAGCAAUGCACAGCAAUAGUUCAUCAAUAGCACAACAACAACAUUCAUACGUAAAACUUUUAUUGAUAGUUUUUCUUGUAUUAUCGACUGCAAGAAACAUAAAUUUGCUAACGUUCUCUGAUAAUAAAUUGAAUCGAUAGGAGAAGACGAGCUAGAAGGAAAAUAAUUUAUGUUUAACCUGAUUCUAUUGUACAUAAGAUAUGUACAUAAUUUGGAAUUAUAUUGAAGCACAUAAUAAAUGUAAAAUGUUGAAGAACUUAAA
Clunio marinus is the source of this 2080-nucleotide messenger RNA. Lineage: Eukaryota; Metazoa; Arthropoda; Insecta; Diptera; Chironomidae. The record is from the annotation of a GenBank genome assembly.